Orycteropus afer afer is the source of this 1112-nucleotide messenger RNA. It is a transcript of the gene RAE1, whose product is annotated as ribonucleic acid export 1. The record is from RefSeq and is a predicted model, not a curated record. Gene Ontology annotation, molecular function: ubiquitin binding; RNA binding. Gene Ontology annotation, cellular component: nuclear pore. NCBI's taxonomy places the organism in Eukaryota, Metazoa, Chordata, Mammalia, Tubulidentata, Orycteropodidae. Gene Ontology annotation, biological process: RNA export from nucleus; transcription-dependent tethering of RNA polymerase II gene DNA at nuclear periphery.
AAAAUGAGUCUGUUUGGAACAACCUCGGGUUUUGGAACGGGCGGGACCAGCAUGUUCGGCAGCACAACCACAGAUAACCACAAUCCUAUGAAGGAUAUUGAAGUAACAUCUUCUCCUGAUGACAGCAUUGGCUGUCUGUCUUUUAGCCCACCAACCCUGCUGGGGAACUUUCUUAUUGCAGGAUCGUGGGCUAAUGAUGUUCGCUGUUGGGAAGUUCAAGACAGUGGGCAGACUAUUCCAAAAGCCCAGCAGAUGCACACCGGGCCCGUGCUUGAUGUCUGCUGGAGUGAUGAUGGGAGCAAAGUAUUUACAGCGUCAUGUGAUAAAACUGCCAAAAUGUGGGACCUCAACAGUAACCAGGCGAUACAGAUUGCACAGCAUGAUGCUCCUGUUAAAACCAUACACUGGAUCAAAGCACCAAACUACAGCUGCGUGAUGACUGGGAGCUGGGAUAAGACAUUAAAGUUUUGGGAUACACGAUCAUCAAAUCCUAUGAUGGUCUUGCAGCUCCCUGAGAGGUGUUACUGUGCUGAUGUGAUCUAUCCUAUGGCUGUGGUGGCGACGGCGGAGAGAGGCCUGAUUGUCUAUCAACUAGAGAACCAACCUUCGGAAUUCAGGAGGAUAGAGUCGCCGCUGAAGCAUCAACAUCGGUGUGUGGCUAUUUUUAAAGACAAACAGAAUAAGCCGACUGGUUUUGCCCUGGGGAGUAUUGAGGGCAGAGUUGCCAUCCACUACAUCAACCCCCCAAAUCCUGCCAAAGAUAACUUUACCUUCAAAUGUCAUCGCUCCAACGGAACCAAUACUUCAGCACCUCAGGACAUCUACGCGGUGAACGGAAUCGCAUUCCAUCCUGUCCAUGGCACACUGGCCACGGUGGGGUCUGAUGGCAGGUUCAGCUUUUGGGACAAAGAUGCCAGAACAAAACUAAAGACUUCGGAGCAGUUAGACCAGCCAAUAUCAGCCUGCUGCUUCAAUCACAAUGGGAACAUAUUUGCCUACGCCUCCAGCUAUGACUGGUCCAAGGGACAUGAGUUUUAUAACCCCCAGAAGAAGAACUACAUUUUCCUGCGGAACGCAGCCGAAGAGCUAAAGCCCAGGAAUAAGAAGUAGUG